AUGUCCCAGGUCAUACAGAACCACGUGCUGCGCGUUGGGCAGACUGUGUGCAUUCCCUCUCCGGAGGAAAGCAAGAGCCUGCACCCAGCGGGGUACCCGGGGUGCUCCACCCUGCCCGGCAAGUACGUCUACUACUCCACGGAGUCCUGGGCUGAGCCCCCCUCCGUGGUGCACCCCAAGGCUCACCUGCUGCCCGGAGGGAGGCUGUACGGAGCCCACCCCGUGCUGGAGCACGUGGCUGCUCACACACAGGGGAAGGGCCAGCAGGAUUCCUCCGUGGAGAGACCCGCUGCUCCGUGUCAGCCGAAGCAGGAGGAGAACACCGGCACGGAUCCUGAGGCUCAGCCAGUGCCUCCCUCCCUGGACAUAUCCAUAGAGGCUCUCAACAAGCUGAUCCUAGAAAUCGAUCCCACCUUCCAGCCGCUCAAGGAUCCAGCCCAACCUGCUGUUUGGGGUGACACUGAAGCCACCAAGAAACAGGAACCAGAGGCGAUAGACAUCAAGUACAUAGAGCUGACAGCAGGCAGAGCCACGGGGCCCGAGCUGCCACAGGGCUCCCCCAGCCCUUCAGGCACCCCCUUCUCCAGAUCCCCCCAGACCAGCGGCUUCCUCACCCAAAAAGGGGCACUCGGGGGCAAAUACAGCACCAGUGACAGCGUGGUUUUCUCCAGCCCACCCGUCCCCUCGAGCUCCCAGUCAGCCACCCUGAGCUGCAGCAAAGCAUCCGAGAGCAUCUCCGUGCCCCGGCAGUGCACGGCUGGACACACGGACACCGUCCCCCUCGGCACCUCCCCGGGCUUUGACAACCUGCUGAAGCCUGUGCAUGUGGUGAGGGCCCAGCAGAGGGGCAGCUGGGUGUCCCAGCUCUCCACGAGCCCCGGCUCUGACACCAGUUACAUCCUGGGAAGCAGCACCCACUCACUCCACAGCGAGGACUCGGAUGCUCCCACCGCUGCCUGCCCGUCCCCCGCCAGCUCCCUGGGCAGCCCCUGCUCCCCUUCCCCUGGCACCGGGUGUCACUCCAGAGAAGCUUUCGGCCAGAGGCCCCCCCAGCCCAGGGCAGGCAGCUCCCCCAGCGCCAGCUCCUCCUCGGCCCAGAAGGGACAACCCAGCAGCUGCCCCCCCUCCAUCCUCCCCUCCUCAGCCGACAUCCCGGUGCUGUUGGUGAACGGGUGCCUGGAACAAGGAGAUGGAUCCCCCCAGACAACCAAAGGCCCCCCCAGCUCUGCCAUGCAGGCCCCCCCUCCCGGCUGCAGCCCUGCCCCGGGGCUCGGGGGCCUGAACAACGCGCUGUCGGCUCCUGCGCUCUCCUGCGUCCCGGACAGUCCCCUCAGGGCUGGGCAGCCCACCAUGAAGUUCGUGAUGGACACAUCAAAGUACUGGUUCAAGCCGAGCAUCAGCAGGGACCGAGCAAUCCAGCUGCUGAGGGACAAGGAGCCAGGCACGUUCCUUGUGCGGGACAGCACGUCAUUCCGGGGCUCCUUUGGACUGGCCAUGAAGGUUCCCGGCUCUCCAUCCAGCAGCCAGACAGGUGACGACAGCAGUGACCUCGUCCGGCACUUCCUCAUCGAGUCCUCCACCAAAGGGGUGCACCUGAAAGGGGCCAGAGAGGACCUGUAUUUCGGGAGCCUCUCUGCCUUUGUCUACCAGCACGCCAUCACCCCGCUGGCACUGCCCUGCAGGCUCAGCAUCCCCACCCGAGAUCUCGCUGACGGAGAAGACAGCCCUGACUGUGCUCCUGAAUCCACGCUGUCCCUGGCAAAGAAAACCGCAGUGUGCAACGUCCUGUACCUCAGCUCGGUGAACGUGGAGACGCUGACGGGAGCCCCGGCCAUCCUGAAGGGAAUCUCCUGCACCCUGGAGCUGGAGACGCCUCCCACGCCCACCCUGGUGCACUUCAGGGUGACAGAGCAGGGUGUCACCCUGACCGACGUCCAGAGGAAGGUGUUUUUCAGGAGACACUACCCCUUGGCUGCCAUCAGGUUCUGUGGGAUGGACCCUGAGAACAGAAAGUGGCAGAAGUACUGCAAGUCCUCCAGAAUCUUCGGGUUCGUGGCCAAAAGCCAGAAGGAGUCGGAGAACCUCUGUCACCUGUUUGCGGAGUACGACACGGUGCAGCCGGCGUCGCUCGUCAUCGACCUGCUCCGCCAGCUCCUGCCCGGCCCCUAG
This is a messenger RNA of Myiozetetes cayanensis, 2169 nucleotides long. It is a transcript of the gene TNS4, whose product is annotated as tensin 4. The coding region runs from base 1 to 2169 and encodes 722 amino acids. The transcript is spliced from 12 exons. Gene Ontology annotation, molecular function: protein binding. Lineage: Eukaryota; Metazoa; Chordata; Aves; Passeriformes; Tyrannidae. The record is from RefSeq and is a predicted model, not a curated record.